AACUCCUGUAAUACCUCAGCUUAACAAACCAACAUCCUCCUUUUCUUUUUUUCUAUUUAAACCCUCCCUCGUUUUUCUUUCCCCUUCAUCAUCUGCGAUUUCCCUCAUCAACACUUUAAUCAUUCAAUUCCUAAUAUCGUCAUUUUCUCUCCAUUAUCUAAGGGCUAGGGUUCGGAUUCCUCGCUAGCUAAUUCUUGACGCUUUUCGCUCAAUCUUUCUGAUUCAAGAUGCAAAUCUUUGUGAAGACACUUACAGGGAAAACAAUCACUCUAGAAGUAGAGAGUUCUGAUACAAUUGACAAUGUUAAGACCAAGAUCCAAGACAAAGAAGGGAUUCCUCCAGAUCAACAGAGGCUAAUCUUUGCUGGUAAACAACUCGAGGAUGGAAGAACCCUUGCAGAUUACAACAUUCAAAAGGAAUCAACUCUCCAUUUAGUUCUUCGUCUAAGGGGUGGGAUGCAGAUCUUUGUUAAGACCCUUACUGGUAAGACCAUUACUCUUGAGGUUGAAACUUCUGACACGAUUGAAAAUGUUAAGACCAAGAUUCACGAUAAAGAAGGUAUUGCACCUGAUCAACAAAGACUCAUCUUUGCUGGGAAACAGUUAGAGGAUGGUAGAACUCUUGCAGACUAUAAUAUUCAAAAGGAGUCUACUCUGCAUUUGGUACUUCGUUUGAGAGGUGGGAUGCAAAUCUUUGUGAAGACACUUACUGGAAAGACGAUUACUUUGGAAGUGGAAAGUUCAGAUACAAUUGAUAAUGUUAAGACUAAGAUUCAGGAUAAAGAGGGUAUCCCACCAGAUCAGCAGAGGAUUAUCUUUGCUGGGAAGCAAUUGGAGGAUGGGAGAACUUUGGCAGAUUAUAAUAUUCAGAAGGAGUCUACUCUUCAUCUUGUUCUUCGUCUGCGUGGGGGUUAAUGCUUGAAGUUUCUAGAUUCUGGAAUUAUUGUGUGGUUCAAUAUUACUGUGGGUGUCUAUCUAGUGGUGUUAUGUGUGGGUUUUAUAAGUCUGUUGUUAGUAUGUAGUGUGGUGUGUUAUGAUGGGAAUGGUAACUGGUGAGUGGUGUUGGUAUAAGAAUGUGGUGAUAUAAUCUCUAGAGUAUGUAAAUCUGGUUACUUUCUUAUAAAAUAAUUCCUAACUUUCUUAUAAGAGUGUGAAUUUUAAAACCAUACAAAGUAUGUUUCUGUCUGUUUUAAAUGAUGAUAUUGGUGAGUUCGCUUACAAUGUUUGAUAUCUGUCGUGAACUUGUAAUAAAAGACAUUGAUUGUGCAUU
Messenger RNA from Spinacia oleracea (spinach), 1269 nucleotides. RefSeq names its product polyubiquitin 11. Gene Ontology annotation, molecular function: protein binding. The record is from RefSeq and is a predicted model, not a curated record. Lineage: Eukaryota; Viridiplantae; Streptophyta; Magnoliopsida; Caryophyllales; Amaranthaceae. The transcript has 2 exons. Bases 228 to 914 code for a protein of 228 amino acids.